AGCUGUUUCGGCCUCGAUCAGCCGCUCUUUUGUGUUUUAUUUUGUGUUGUUACUUAAUUGAUAAACUUUUUGAGGGGAGCGGCGCUCUCCUCCAGAUAACCUCUCAGCACUUUAAAUUAAUAAACAUAGCACAAUGGUCCGGGUGUCCAGUGUUUUCAGGAUGGCAGCUUGCCUUACUCAAACCAACGCCAACUUUCUAUGCGACGGAAAGAAAAUAGUCGGAGUGGCUCUCAACUAUAUGGAUGUGGUCAAGGCCAGGAACGUUCCGGUACCCAAGGAGCCGCUUGUCUUCCUAAAACCCACUUCGUCUUACCUAAAGGAAGGCCAACCUAUUAUCCUCCCCAAAGUCUUUUCCAAGGUGGCCUACGAAGUAGAACUGGGCGUGAUAAUUGGAAAGCCCUGCAAAAAUGUGUCCAAGGCUAGGGCUAUGGACUAUGUGGCAGGCUACUGUCUAGCUUUGGAUCUGACAGCACAAUGCCAUUUGGGCAAUGCUCGAGCAGCUGGACACCCAUGGACAUUAGGCAAGGGGUUCGAUACCUCCACCCCUGUCUCCGAGUUUAUACCCCUAAAGGAAGUAAAGGACCCCCAUAAUUUAAGUUUGUGGCUCACCGUAAACGGCGUGGAAAAGCAAAAGGGAUGCACCGCAGACUUAAUAUUUAAGGUGCCGGAUAUCAUUUCGCACGUGUCCCAGUACAUGACCCUGGAGCCCAACGAUCUAAUCUUGACAGGCACUCCUAACGGCUCGGAUGCCUUUAAGGCAGGCGAUGUGAUUGAGUGUGGUCUGGGGGAUCUUGCCACUCUAAAAUUCGACGUGUGUUCAGAAUAAAACCUUGAACUACUUGUAUAUAU
Messenger RNA from Drosophila bipectinata, 849 nucleotides. Its product is annotated as oxaloacetate tautomerase FAHD1, mitochondrial. The record is from RefSeq and is a predicted model, not a curated record. Gene Ontology annotation, cellular component: mitochondrion. Gene Ontology annotation, molecular function: acetylpyruvate hydrolase activity. Lineage: Eukaryota; Metazoa; Arthropoda; Insecta; Diptera; Drosophilidae.